Molecule: messenger RNA, 933 nt
Organism: Diabrotica balteata
Lineage: Eukaryota; Metazoa; Arthropoda; Insecta; Coleoptera; Chrysomelidae
Source: the annotation of a GenBank genome assembly
UGGUUAUGUUCCAUUAGCAUAAAAUUUACAAAGUAAAACAAAAAUGUUUUGUAGAUUUUGUAUUUCUGCACUUCCAAAAAGGCAUAAUGGCAUCAAAAGAUAUUCCACAGUGGUUAAAGCUGCAGCACCCCAAGCAAAUAGGUCCAAUAAAGACAAUAUUGGCAAAGAAAUUUUAGAAUACAGGCACAUGUAUCCAGAAUUUCUACCAGAUCCUAAAGUCGAAUUUAGAAAUACGCUACGGGAAAAACUAGAACGAAAUGAUAUGCUAGCCAGGAGAGCUCAUAUUAAUAUCCCAGAAUUUUAUGUUGGUUCAAUCUUAGCAGUGGAAUCAUCAGAUCCCCAUGCACCAGGGAAACCCCAUAGAUUUGUUGGAAUAUGCAUUCAAAGGACAGGCUGUGGUCUUCGUGCUAAAUUUAUUUUGAGGAAUAUCAUAGAUCAUCAGGGAAUUGAAAUCUCUUAUGAGAUGUAUGAUCCAACAUUACUAAAAGUUGAAGUAUUAAAACUAGAAAAACGCCUAGAUGAUGAGCUUCUUUACCUUAGAGAUGCCCUUCCAGAAUAUUGCACUUAUGAUCCAAACAUGGAACCUGAAAUUUUACCAGAAGGUUCUCAAAUCCCAGUAAACACAACCAAAGUGAAGUUGAAACCAAAACCAUGGUUAGAAAGGUGGGAACGGAAAAAUCUUCAAGGUGUUCAAGAUUUAGGAUUACCUGAAAAAUUCUAUAAGAGAGCUGCAGAAUUAGCCACACCAUGGGAGAAAUAUGAUUUAAUGAAGGAAUAUAUGCGUACAAUUCCCGAAGAAGAUCAAUUGGAAAUAUUUGGUGAAAUUGAUAGCAAACUCCAGAAACUACAAGUACAAGGAAGAAAAAUGAAGAAGAGGGUCUUUGUCAAACCCACAAAGUUAGCUUAAGGUUAUAAAUAAAUUUCUCAUUAAGG